Molecule: messenger RNA, 2238 nt
Organism: Aspergillus luchuensis
Lineage: Eukaryota; Fungi; Ascomycota; Eurotiomycetes; Eurotiales; Aspergillaceae
Exons: 5
Coding region: 1-2238 (745 amino acids)
Biological process (GO): DNA-templated transcription; regulation of DNA-templated transcription
Molecular function (GO): DNA-binding transcription factor activity, RNA polymerase II-specific; DNA binding; zinc ion binding
Source: RefSeq, a predicted model, not a curated record
AUGAACAAAACGCAAUCAUCUACAACCAACAUCGUCCGGCGAGCUAAAGCGUGUAAUACCUGUCGGCGUAAAAAGGUCAAAUGUGAUGGAAAGCGACCUAUUUGUUCACCUUGCCACGCAUUCAAUCUAUCUUGCGGGUAUCAAGAUGUCAUGGACCGCCGGAAACGCGAGAGUCGGACAUAUGUUGAACAGCUAGAGAAGCGAAUUGAAAAAAUGCAGGAGCAAUUGGAGAGUUUGACGAGAUCUGGAACUCAAAUCCAGCGAGGCGUGGAGAAUACCCGACGUUCAACUUCGCCGGGCUCGUCAGUCGAGAGCAAUACUAAUUACGAGGAGCCAGAAGACCCGACAGACGGAGACAAAAUCCCUGGAAUGCCUCAGGUACCAUCUGACAAGGGUCCUCACCCUCCCACCGAGAACGAUCAAUCCAUUGUCAUCGACGCACAGGACGGGAAAAUGCGCUAUUUUGGGGCUUCGUCUGCAUUUUCUGCACUGACAAAUGCCGAAUUAAAUCGGCUAGAGGCACAGCCAGAUACUGGGGUCUGGCGACGCGCACCUCAAAGAAGUGCUAAUCCAUGGCAACUUUCAAGCUGGAUUCCUCAAAUUCUUCGAGAUGGCCUUGAACGGCGCAUUUUCGAACCUCUACCAUGUAAGGACACAACUGUCCAGCUAGUGCGAGAGUACUUUACAACCUUUAACCAAGCACUUCCUCUUUUUGAGGAGGCCUCGUUCAUGAAGUCCGUCGACAGACAAUACUCAUGGAAUCCCGAUAAUAGUGCGUCAUGGUGGAUCUCUCUCAACAUUGCUCUGGCCAUAUCAUACAGAGAAAGGGCGCAUGCAUCUUCUGAUGCUAGCGACAACUGGAAAAAGUCGUUGGGACAUGUUAAGAAUGCCUUGAACGCUGUCGUUGACGUCUUCCUCCAAAACACUGACAUUGCCGCCGUGCAGGGCCUCCUAGGUCUGGCGCUUUAUUUUCAGGGUACACCUAACCCACAAGCCCUUCUUAUGUUCGCGGCAGCAGCAAUGCGUCUGGCUCAGUCAAUAGGACUGCAUAGAGAAAAUGGCUCUGGAGCUUCACCCGAGGCGGAGCACAGGCGAAGAGUGUACUGGAUCGCUUUCAUACUUGACUCAGACAUUUCCAUCCGGGUGGGCCGCCCACCGGUCCAGGAUUUCGAAGACUAUGAUACGCACUUACCGACAGAAAACCCACCUGACGGCAGAGGCAUACUAACGAUUGACGGUACUAGAAUGAAUUACUUCCGUCUCCUUGCUCAACUAGCUCAGAUUCAGCGGCUUGUUUAUAGGAAGCUUUACACGGUGACUGUUCGUCGAGAGUCGAGUGAUGAUAUUAUUGAGAGAAUAAAGUCUUGUGAAGACGCGUUGUUGAGCUGGAAGAAGACCUUACAUUCGAGGCUUCAACCCCAGCGCAGAUUUACCUGUAAACCAACUUAUUUCCUGCAACAUGUCCUUCGAUUACAUUUCGCAUAUAAUUGUUGUUACUCAAACCUUUAUCAGGUGUGUGUGUUUCAAGCAAACGCUAUCGAGCGGUCUAGGCAGGGAACGGACGAGAAUAUUGCGCCAAUAGUUUCACGCUCACUCGAUGCAGCACGUUCGGCAUUGGCUCUACUAUCACACGUACCUUCGCUCGGAUCUACCUACAAGUGGAACAUCAUUUACUUUCCAGCGGCAGCAUGUGUGCCUCUUGCCUUAAGGAUACUCGCACAACCUGCACAUUCAGAUGCUGGGGACGAUCUUUCAAUGGUCCAGGAUGUUAUUAAAUUUCUCACAUGUACUUCUUCCGAGGAGCCUAAUACAUACGUCGACUUUGUAUUGGGCAUGUGCUCUGACUUAGAGCGUUCUGCUAGGAGGGCCUUCUUGACGGCGCAACCUGCCCGCAACCACCAUCCAGCAAUUAUGCAAAAUAACGAAAAUGACAGGCCUAGUAUAUCUAGCCUUGGGAUCAAUCAAACCACAGCCUCUAAUAUUUCCGACGCGUUACCGACUCCUUUUAGUAGCACUUCUGCGGCAAAUAUGGGAAGCGCUCAGUUUACGAAUGUGAUGCCGCAGGGGCCCUACCCAGAUAUUGGUUUUCUGGGGCCUUUCAACGACAUUGAUCAGGCCGCUAACUGGCAGUGGUCCCUACCACCAUUUUGGAACUGGCAGGAUCUUGUUUCAGGUGCGCCUUCGUUUCCGGUCGUUCCGGGAGUGGAUAUACCCGAGGCCAAUAUGCCAGAUACUUGA